GGAGAGGAAGUUCUGUGCCCGGGCUCACAAAAGUAAAUGCCUGAGCCGGUCAUCCCCUUCCUCCAGGCGCGGUCCCAUCUCUGGCCAGCCCCAGGCCUCCCCUCUGAGUCCCAUUUCAGGGAGAGGCUCUAAAGAACCAAACCAGGGAAACAGCCCCUCUGGUUUGGAACCAAUCCGCCUGGAGCUCACAGGGGUGCACUUGUGCUCCACCUCUUCAUUGGCCCCAGGAGCCCGGACCGGGUCUGACAUAGGCAUGCGUAGUUCCAUUCCUUUGCUAGCGUUGCCAGGGCAGCAAUUGUCUCCCGCCUUUAAAAGGUUUCCACUGCUGGGCCAUCACGGCUUAAGUGUCUGGCCGCCGGAGGGAUGCGUCUCUUCGGGACACGAACAGAGCCGGAGACCUGUGGCCCUACUUCCCCGCGAAGGGACGUGGGAAUUAAUGGGGCAACAGCCAAAGAUGGAUACAGGAUACGAAAAAAAUUCCUCGGGAAGCUACAUAGAGCCGCCUUAUCUGGAGACUGUAGAAAAAUACAAUGGCUCUUGUUAGCCAAAGGAAAAGACAUUAAUAAAGUGGACGAUCUCAACAGGACAGCUCUGCACCUGGCCUGUGCCGCUGGGUAUCCAGAUGUUGUGUCUUUCUUAGUAGAGAGACACUGCAAACUGGACAUUUGUGACAGCAACCACCGCACUCCUCUAAUGAAGGCUGUACAGUGCCAGCAGGAGGAGUGUGUGAGCAUCCUGCUCCUCCAUGGGGCAGACCCCAAUAUGGUGGAUGAGAGCAGCAGCUCGGCCCUCCAUUAUGCCGCAGCUGGAGAGAAUCUAAGAAUAGUAGAGAGGCUGCUAGAAAGCAAAGCCAAUAUGGAGGCAAGGGAUAAGCUUGGCCUCACACCACUUCUCUUGGCCGUUAAGAACCAUCAUGAAGCCAUGGUCGAUUUAUUUUUAAAGAAUGGAGCAAAUGUCAAUGCCAAAGAUAAUUCUAAAAGAACAGCUCUCAUGAUGGCCAUUAGUAAUAAAUUUAAUCCAACAAGCCUAGUCCAACUUAUUCUUCAAUAUGAUGUUGACCUCUCUUGCGAAGAUGAUUUCGGAUGGACAAUUAGAGACUACGUUCGUAUCAGUAGUGUUAGAGGUCAUCAAGAAUUAGUUCUUCAGUAUGUGAAGACUAAAGCUAAUGAACUCUUCCCUGAAGUCAAAACCAGUAGUCCAGAACGGGCUUCUGAUAUUGGAUUUACUUUGGGCAGACCUGCCUUGGACAAAAAUGUAGAUGAAAAAAGGAGCAUUGUCAAAAGAGAAUUUAGAGAGUCUCUUGGCCACAACCAAUCAGAUAAUGAAAAAGAUGUCACAGAUUCCCUUCCUGUCCAUCCCUUACCUGGAACCUUUUCAAUGCCUGUCCAGAAGAUAUCUGCUCCUCUGGACAUUAAUAAGGAAGAAUUAAUGGACACAGAAGAGGAACCAAAGAAUGAUGGCAUGUUAAUGGUCAAUAAUGCCACUAGAGAACAAAGACAUGGUGAAACUCCAAAUUCUCCGAGUGAACUUGGAGCUCACAGCAUGUCACAGAAGUGUGCUGUUAGAAAAGAUCUGAUGUCAGCAUUCACAGGGGGAGAGGAAGAAGAUGCAGAAUCACCCUGGGAUUCAGAGGUAUUUCCUAUUAUUCUGAACUGUCAAUAUGGAGUGUGAUUGUAAAAAUUGUAUUUCCUAUUUACUCCAUUACUCAAGUAUUGCCAAUAGCUGUGGUGCCUCAGAAGUGCAGGUUUCAGAGCUGAAAAGGACAUGAAUACUCUCUAGUCUAAAUGCUUGUUAACACCUGAGGAAGCUGACCGCCACAGAAGCCUAGGUCUCACAACUCAUUAGGGAUGGAGGCAAGAAGAGAUUCAUGAGUCCCCAGCUUUCAGGCCAUGCCCUUUCCACUCCCUCCCUCUAUGCCUCACCACCUUCCCAAGACCAGUCACUGCUGCACUCCUUCAUUCGUUAGUCACCCAGUCAUUCAGUGAGCAAAUGCCAUUGGGCCGUGUGCUGUGGCAGGAAUUCACUGAUAUUCAAUCAGGUACCUGCCUCCCUCCAACAUGAGUGCCUCUAAGGGAUGAGGCCAGACAGAGGAACAUCAAAGACGAUUUCAUGCUCCCCUACAAUCAAAUGACUGCACAACUUGUAUGCAGAAGAGGAGGUGACCAAAGGGAAAUGUGGCGGCAGUGAUGGUGAAUCCAGAAAGAUGUCCUCAGAGAGGAGGCGAUAACUAGGGCUUCAUGAAAGGGUGAAGCUCUGAUGGACAGAAGGAAGUAAAGAUGCAAGUGAGGAUUUUACAGAGCGGGGGUUGGCAGAAGGCCUCUCAUAGGGAAUACGAAUUGCUCUGAAGUGAUCGCUUUAGGAUUUUGGACAAGAUUUGUGUAAAGGAGCCUCCUCAUGCAGGAUAAUAAUAUUUUGAUCAUUUGUAAUUGUAGGAAACCUGUUUGUGAUCAUGAUAAAUGAACUGGAGCAGGGGUAUGUUAAAGGCCAAUAGAUGUCGAUUUAAUAAGCUUGAAUAAGCUGAAGGGGAUGAAAUAAACUAGAGUGAUUGUGGAAAGAGAAAAGGUUAAAUAAUACCUUGUUCAUUUUAUUUCAUUUUGAGACAAAGAUCAUUAUUAGAAAUGUUACUUUCUUAAUUCAAAAUUCAUUGCAAAUUUAAACGAAGGAAGCAUUUCUAUGUCUGAAGAAAAAUAAGACAUUAACACAAAUGAAAUCACAAAUCUCUAUUUUAACUUACUUUUCUAUAUAUCUACAAAAUAAAAAUCCUCAUCCUCCCUCCUUUCAACACAUAGGAUAAUGUCAGGGAGACCAACAUAUUCAUAUAGAUGAAGUCUUUCAUGUUUUAUCUUUCUAUUCUCCUUCUGGAGAUGAAUUCUCAUAAAUUCCAGUAUUCCUUUUGUGGUUGUGUAUAAUGUUCUGCUGGUUCUACUCAUUUCACUGUUCAUUACCUCAGAAAGUUCUUUCAGGUUUUUGAAAAGUCAGUUUAUUCAUCAUUUCUUAUGAUGCAUUAGUAUUCCAUCAUAUUCAUGUAUGAUCAUUUGUUUAGCCAUUCCCCAAUUGCGGGUUUCCCGUCAGUUUUCAAUUCUUUUCAUCACCACCAAGAUGGCUGCUAUAAAUGUUUUAGAACAUCUGGAUUCUUUUACUCUUUCCCCAAUCUUCUUGGGAAACAGACCCAGCAAUACAAUAUGUGUACAGAGGUUCAUAAGGCUUGGGUGUGACUCCAAAUUACUCUUUACAAUGAUUGGAAUCAGUCACAGUUCUACCAAUAAUGCUUUAGCAUCCCCAUUUUCCACAUCCCCUCCACUUGUUCAUUUUAGAGAAAGAUUGAACAGUCUGAAGUGAUUACUCAGCUACAAAGAGAAAUGGGGAAGUUAGAAAGAGUUGGGGGGGGGUGCAUGCUUACAGGUGACUUUUUGAUGUUAGUUCUCAGAAAACACUGAUUCCAUAGACUGCUAGAAUUUCAGAGACUUGAAAGGGAGUAAAGUUAGGGAGUUCCCCCUGUCUUCUGGCAAAAGGAGGUCAGAUAUCUGGAUAGAAGAAGAACCCCUCCUGUAAUUGUGAUGGAGGCAGAGUUGAAGGGAUCACCUCGCAGCUUUAUACAGGAAAUGAUCAAAGACAGAGGAAUGAAUUGUGAAGACAGGAAAAGGGCAAUGAUUCUGCCUAUACUCGAGAAGUAUAUAUAAAAUAGAGAAUGAAAACGUUCUUUUUUAUUAGCACAUAUAUAAAUAAUCACAAGAGGUUGGGUGGCCAUUGUAUCUGUUCAAGACAUCAAGCGUGAGCACAGGCAAUAAUAUGAAGGGAAAAAUAUGUCAUCAGUGUGGGAGACCUUUAGAGAGGGGAGUAAUUGCAUUGAAUAUGCAAUGGUCAACAAUGAAUUGUACAGUACAGUAGACUUGGGUGAUGUGAUUAGGUGAAAAUUUUCCUUUGUGUGAUAUUUGGGGAAAUAUUGGGGAGUGUCGAAAGGAUAAGGUCCUCUCUUUUCCCAGAGACCACACAAACUCACACACACACUAUAAAACCUUGAGCAGUUUGUACUUUCUAGGCUCCCCUCAAUAUUAGCGCUCCAUGGAUUGGCUAUUAUACCUGUGGCCCCAAAUACUGCUUUCCCCUCCUAUACUGUUAGCAUGUAGGAAAAGUAUUUUAAAUGUAUGAAGAAAUAUUUUAACUCAACUCGCAAUAAUUUCUGAAACAGGAUAAAAAAUUGUUAUGACAGUCAUGAUAAAAUUUUAUACUCCAUUUACUGAACAUUUCCUGACUUACAAUUUUAUCAUUAUUGCAUCAUUUCUGCUUUAAAAAGGGCACGCCAGACUUCCAGGCUAACAUAGCUGCAGUGUGGUAGCAAAAGGCUUCCUCUCUUCACUGUACUAAUUGCCUAAGGCCUUAAUAAAUGAAUAUAUUUUGAGAGGUGUCUAGAGUGUAUGGUUGACAGGCUGGGGGGGGGGUGCAUCAGGACCCCUCUCUAUAUGUUGCUAUUACUAGGACAAAGAGGGGAAUUCUCAGUAAAGAUGGAUUCCCAGAGAAUGGGCUAGUUAUGGUCUCUUGACAGGGGUCAUUGAAAGAGUGCGCAGAUCACCCACUACACUAAAUCCUCAAAAGACAACUUCUAGGAAUGUAAUUGCCAAAGUCAAGAACUUCUAAGCUAAGGAGGAAAGGCAAGAAGCCAGGAGACAAUUCUGAUAUUAAGGAACACAAAUGAGGACUGCACAGGAUCUGGCAGCCUCCACACUAAAGGACUGCAAGGCUUAGAAAAUGAUAUUCAGAAAUACAAGAGAAUUGUGUCUACAACCAAAGAUCACCUACCCAUCAAAACUGACUCUAUAUUUUCAGGGGAAAGUAUGGGCAUUCAACAAAAUAGAAGAUUUUUGUCUACCCUUUGAUCCGGCUAAAGCACUGCUGGGUUUGUACUCCAAAGAGAUAAUAGGGAAAAAGACUUGUACAAGAAUAUUCAUAGCCUCACUCUUUGUGGUGACAAAAAAAUUAGAAAGUGAGGGGAUGCCCUUUGAUUGGAGAAUGGCUGAACAAAUUGUGGUAACUUUUGUUAAUGGAAUACUAUUGUGCUCAAAGAAAUAAUGAAGUGGAGGAAUUCCAUGUGAACUGGAAAGACCUCCUGGAAUUGAUGCAGAGUGAAAGAAGCAGAACCAGAAGAACAAUAUACACAGAGACUGAUACACUGUGGUACAAUCAAACGUAAUGGACUUCUCUACUGGCAGCAAUGCAAUGAGCCAGGACAGUUUUGAAGGACUUGUGAGAAAGAAUGCUAGCCACAUUCAGAGGAAGAACUGUAGGGGAGUAGAGAGAGAAAACAUGAUUUUUUUAAUCAAUAAACUACAAUUUAUAAAAAUACAAAUCUCCCACUUCAAAAAAGAAUCCCCCAAAUCAAAUGAAAUGAUAAGCAGUUUGAACACCAGAAAGGAUCUGCUGGAAGCCAUAAAAAGCAGGAUAGAACAAACUGAAAAGGAAAAUCAAAAGAUCAUAGUGAAAAACCAGUCUUUAAAAACUCAGAUUCAGCAAAUAGAACUUCAUGAUCUCAUAGGACAGCAAGAAUUAAUAAAAGCAAAGUCAAAAGGCUGUGACAAAUGUGAAGGAAACAUAAAUAUCUCAUUGAGAAGAUGACAGAUUUGGAAAUCAGGUCAAGGAGAGAAAAUUUGAGAAUCAUAGGCCUACUGGAAAACAUGGAAACAGAAACCUUGAUAUCAUAUUACAAGAAAUUAUCCAAGAAAACUGCCCUGAUAUUCAACAAGAGGACAAAAUAGACAUUGAAAGAGUCCACAGAUCACCCACUACACUAAAUUCUCAAAAGCCAACCCCCAGGAAUAUAAUUGCCAAAUUCAAGAGCUUCCAAGCUAAAGAGAAAAUAUUGCAAGAAACCAGAAGGAGACAAUUCAGAUAUCAAGGAACACAAAUCAGGAUUGCACUGGAUCUGACAGCUUCCACCCUAAAGGUCUGCAAGGAUUAGAAUAUUAUAUUCAGAAAUACAAGAGAAUUGAGUCUACAACCAAAGAUCACCCACCUACCCAUCAAAAUUGAUUAUAUACUUCUAGGGAAAGCAUGGACAUUUAACAAAAUCAAAGAUUUCCAAGUAUUUUUAAAGAAAAGAAGAGAACUAAAUGGAAAUUUUAAUGCCAUAAUACAAAAUUCAAGAGAAAUGUGAAAAAGUAAACAAGAAAGGGAGGGGGAUUUAAGGGCUUUAAAACAAAGGUCAAAUUAUAUAUAUUCCUACAUGAAAAAUAUUUAUAACUCCCAAAAAUGUUGUUGGAAGAAUUAUUCAUAGGCAAUGGUGGGGGUAAUAAGUGAUUCAAGAUGAUGUGUAAAAAAUGAAAGGAGGGAAAUAGUAUAUGGCACCUAGAAAAAUGUGAAGGAAUAAGGAAAAUGGGAUAAAUUAUACUGCAUAAAAGGGCACAUGGAAGGGAGGAGGGGGAACUGAUAUAAGGAGAGGCAGAGGGUGCUAAUAGGUAAUACUUAAACCUUCCUCUCAGUGGAAUAAACUCUGAGACAGAAGAGCAUAUACAUCCAUUUGGGGUUUCAAAUUCUAUAAGUUGAGAGGGAAAACAAUAGGGGUGUGGGGUAGGGAGUACCAGAAGGGAGGGAAAAAGAGGGGAGAGCAAAUUUAUUAGACCCUGAAGAAAAAUAAGGGAGGAAUAAGAAAGGAGGGGAGUGGGAGGGGAAAUAAAAUAAGGGUAGAGAUUAGGGGAUAUGAUUAAAAGCAAAACAUUGGUGUAGAAGGCAAUAGUGAAAGAAGAUAGGGCAGGACUAGGAGAGGAAAUCAAAAUGAUGGGGAAUGCACAGGUAGUAAUCACAACUCUCAAUGUGAAUGGGAUGAACUCACCCAUAAAUGGCAGCAAAUAGCAGAGAGGAUUAGAAAACAAAAUCCUUCCAUACAAUGUUUACAAGAAAUUGUAUGUCUACAUACACAGGGUAAAGUUUAAUGUAGCACAAUCUAUUGGGCAUCAACUGAGAAAAAGAAGGCAGGAGUUGCAAUCAUGAUAUCUGGCAACGCCAAAAUAAAAAUAGAACUGAUUUAAAGAGACAGGGAAGGAAAUUGCAUCCUGAUAAAAGGCAGUAUAUACAAUGGGGAAAUAUCAGUAUUCAACAUGUAUACACCAAAUGAUAUAGUAUCCAAAUAUUUAAAGGAGAAACUACUGGAGUUUAAGGAGGAAAUAGAUAGUAAAACUAAACUAGUGGAAGACCUGAACUUUCCUCUAUCAGAUAUAGAUAAAUCAAACAAAAAAUAAAUAUGAAAGAAUUCAGUUAUGUGAAUGAAAUCUUAGAAAAAUCAGAGUUAAUAGAAAAAUGGAGAAAAAUAAAUAGUGACAAAAAGGCACACACCAUCUUUUCAGUGGCACAUGGUAGUACAUUCACAAAGAUUGACCAUGUACUAGGAUAUAAAAACAUGGCAAACAAAUACAAAGGGCAGAAAUAAUCAAUGCCAUCUUUUCAGUUCAAAAUACAAUAAUAAUAAUAGUCAAGGUACAUGGAAAGGGAAAACAUAAAUCCAUUGGAUAUUAAAUAACAUGAUUCUCCAAAACUGGUUGUUUAAAGAAUAAAUUCUGGAAACAAUUAACAGUUUUAUUGAAGAGCAUGACAAUGAGGAGACAUCCUAUCAAAAUCCAUGGAAUGCAUUCAAAGCAGUACGAGGAGGAAUUUAUAUUCCUGAGUGCAUAAAUUAACAAAUCAGGUAAGGGGUCAAUGAACUGCACAUGAAACUUAAAAAUACUAGAAAGUGAACAAAGUAAAAAUGCUCAGAUUAAAAACUCAAUUAGAAAACCUAAAAAUUAAAGGGGAAAUUAAUAAAACUCAAAGUGAACGAACUCCUUAAUAAAUGAGACCACAAGGUGGUACUUUGAAAAAACAAAUAAAAUAGAAAAAGUACUGGUUAAUUAAUUUUUUUAAAAAGGAAAAAGGAAAACAAAAUUCACAGUAUCAAAGAUGAAAAGGGAGACCUCACCUGUAAUGAAGACGGAUUUAAGGUAAUUAUUAAGCACUAUUUUGAACAAUUAUAUGGCAAUAAAUGUGGCAAUCUAGGUGAUAUGGAUGAUUAUUUAUAAAAAUAUAAAUUGCCUAGAUUAACAUAAGUAGAAAAAGAAUACUUAAGUAAUCCUGUAUUGGAAAAAGAAAUUGAACAAGCCAUCAAAGAACUCCCUAAGAAAAAAUCCCCAGGGCUGGAUGGAUUCACAAAUGAAUUCAAUCAAAUCUAUAAAGAUCAAAUAACCCCAAUACUAUAAAAAUUUUCAACAAAUUAAGCCAAGAAGGAGUUCUACCAAAUUACUUUCAUGAAAUAAAUAUGGUACUGAUUCCAAAGCAGGCAGAUCAAAGACAGAGAAGAAAAACUGCAGACCAAUAUCCUUAAUGAACAUAGGAAAGCCAUCCACAUAAUUGAAUGUAUCAGUAACCAAUCCAACAAAAAUCACACAGUUAUCUCAAUAGAUGCAGAAAUAGCCUUUGACAAAAUACAACACUCCUUCCCAUUGAGGUCACAAGGAAGUAUAGGAAUAGAAGGGCCUUUCCUAAAAAUAAUAAACAGUAUAUAAGGCCAUCAGCAAGCAUAAUCUGCAAUGGGGAUAAAUUAGAAGCCUUCCCAAUAAGAUCAGGAGUGAAACAAGGAUGCCCCUUAUGACCUCUAUUAUUUAAAAUUGUACUAGAAACCCUAGCAGUAGCAAUCAGAGAAGAAAAAAAAUUGAAGGUAUUAACAUAGAUGAAGGAGAGACUAAACUAUUACUCUUUGCAGAUGAUACAAUGAUCUACUUACAGAAUACUAAAAAAUCACCUAAAAUGCUAAUGCAAAUAACAAGUUUAGUAUUGUUGCAGGGCACAAAAUAAAGCCACAGGAAUCAUAACCAUUUCUUUAUGUUUCCAACACAUCUUAGCAGCAAGAGUUAGAAAGAGAAAUUCCAUUUAAAAUUACCCUAGGUAAUAUGAAAUAUGUAGGAAUCUAUUUGCCAAGACAAACACAGAAACUAUAAGAACACAACUUCAAAACACUUAACACCAAUGAAAAGUAGAUCUAAACAACUGGAAAAACAAUUGCUCAUGGGGGUAGUAUGAGGUAACAUAAUAAAAAUGACAGUCCUACCCAGAUUAAUUGACUUAUUCAUUGCCAUACCUAUUUAACUACGAAGAAACUUUUUUAGUGAAUUGGGAAAAAUUAUAACAAAGUUCAUCCAGAAGAACAAAAUAUCAAUAACAUCAAGGGAAAUAAUAAAAAUUAAAAUGUGAAGGAUGGGUGGCUAGGAGUACCAGAUCUUUAACUGUUCCAUAAAGGAGUGAUCAUCAAAACAAUAUGGCGCUGGCUAAGAGGCAGAAGGGAGUAUCAGUGGAAUAGACUUGGGGUAAAUGAUCUCAACAAUAUAGUGUACGAUAAAUCCAAAGAUCCCAGAUUUAGGGACAAACAUCCACUAUUUGACAAAAACUGCUGGGAAAAUUUGAAAACAGUAUGGCAGAGAUUAGGUUUAGUUCAACAUCUCAUACCCUAAAUACACAAAAGCAUUCAGAAUGAGUGAAUGACUUAAAUAUAAACAAGAAAAUUAUAGGUAAAUUAGGUGAACAUAGAAUCAUUUACCUGUCACAUCUUUAGGAAGGAAAGAUUUUUUAAGAUCAAGAAAUACAGAAUAUCACAAAAUAUAAAACAAAAUUUUGAUUACAUUGAAUUAAAACGUUUUUGUACAAACAAAACCAAUACAAACAAAAUUAGAAGGUAAGCAACAAAUUAGGGGAAAGUCUUUAUAACAAAACCUUUGACAACAAUCUAAUUACUCAAAUUCAUAAGGAGCUUAAUCAACUGUACAAAAAAAAAUCAAGUCAUUCCCCAAUUCAUGUAUAGGCAAUGGACAUGAACAGGAAAUGUUCAGAUAAAGAAAUCAAAAUUAUCAAUGAGCACAAAAGAAAAGGUUCUAAAUACCUGAUAAUCAGAGAAAUGAAAAUAAAAACAACUCUGAGGUACCACUUCACACUUAAGAGGCUUGCUGUUAUGACAUCAAAAAAAUGUAAUAAACAUUGGAGGGGAUGUGACAAAAUUAGGACAUUCAUGUACUGCUAGUGGAGUUAUGAAUUGAUCCAACCAUUCUGAAAGGCAAUUUGGAACUAUGCUCAAAGGACUUUUUAAAGACUCUCUGCCCUUUGAUCCAGCCAUACCACCGCUGGGUUUAUACCCCGAAGAGUUAAUAAAGGAAAAAUUCUUCAUACAAAAAAUAUUUAUAGGCACACCCUUUGUGGUGGCAAAACAAAAAUGAAAAUGAGGGGAUGGCCUUAGAUUGUGGAAUGACUAAACAAAUUGUGGUAUCUGAUGGGGAUGGAAUACUAUUGUGCUGAAAGGAAUAAUGAACUAGAUGAAUACCAUGUGAGCCACAACGACCUCCAGGAAUUGAUGCAGAGUGAGAGGAGCAGAACCAGGAGAACAUUGUAUGCAGAGACACUGUGGCACAAUGGAACAUAAUGGACUUCUCUACUAGCAGUAAUGCAAUGAUCCAGGACAAUUCUGAGGGACUUAUGAGAAAGAACACUAUCCACAUCCAGAAGAAGAACUGUGGAAGAUGAAACACAGAGGAAAAACAACUACUUGAUCACAUGGUCUGGUGGGGAUAUCAUUAAAGAUGUAGACUUUAAAUGCUCACCCUAGUGCAAAUAUUAAUCAUAUGGAAAUGAGUUUUGAUCAAUGGCACAUAUAAAACCCAGUGGAAUUGCUCAUUGGCAUAUGGAGGGGGUGGGAAGAGGGGAGAGAAAGAACAUGAUUCAUGUACCCAUGGAAGAAUAUUCUAAAUAAAUUAAUUUAGUAAAUAAACUUUAAAAAGUGAACUCCAGCCUAAAAGAAUUCAUUUGAAUGAAUAAAUAUGCCUGUGUAGCAUAAACUGGAAAAGUAUACAUGUGAAGUUGUCCUUUUGCAGAAAAUGUUAUAUAAAAAUGUUUAUUUUACAUUCUGUAGAACUCUCAUUUUUCUCUAAGUGGUGGUAACUCUUCAUAAUUUACUAGAACACAUUUAUUUCUGCUCUCUGCAGUGAACUUCCUAACUAUUUUGUUGAUCUUUU
This is a messenger RNA of Monodelphis domestica (gray short-tailed opossum), 11015 nucleotides long. RefSeq lists its product as uncharacterized. Gene Ontology annotation, molecular function: protein binding. NCBI's taxonomy places the organism in Eukaryota, Metazoa, Chordata, Mammalia, Didelphimorphia, Didelphidae. The record is from RefSeq and is a predicted model, not a curated record.